AUGGUACCCAGUUUUGGAAUGGCUAAAUCGUCAGCAUUAAAAGUUCUGAAAUUGAGUGAACGACGAUCAGAAAUUAAUCCAAAUGACGAAAGCGGUCUUAUAUUGCCUCAAGUGCUUGGAAACAUUGAAUUUAAGAACGUACAUUUUUCAUAUCAAGCUGGACCAGAUUCAGAAGUAUUCGACAACUUUUCUCUUAAGUGUGUUGCUGGCGGUAUAACUGUACUAGUUGGUCCUCCGGAAAGUGGUAAAUCAACGGCAAUAGCCUUGCUUCAACGUUUUUACGAUCCAGUAAAAGGCUCUGUAUCACUGGACGGUCACGAUUUAAAAACUCUUAAUAUUCAAUGGCUUCGAUCACUAAUCGGUGUUGUUCAACAAGAGCCUGUUCUAUUUAAUACCUCAGUUCGUGAAAAUAUUGCUUAUGGUGACAAUAGCAGAUUCGUUCCACAAGAGGAAAUCGAAGCAUCUGCUAAACGGUCAAAUAUUCAUGACUUUAUUAAAUCAUUACCACAAGGCUACGACACUUCAUGUGGAACAAUGGAAAACCAGUUCAGUAGUGGACAAAAACAGAGAAUUGCCCUUGCCAGAGCAUUAUUAAGAAAUCCAAAGAUUCUUUUGUUAGAUGAAGCUACCUCCGCAUUGGAUAAGAAAACUGAGCAGAUUGUGCAAGAUGGUCUUCAUAAAGCACUUAGUGGAACAACCUGUUUAACUAUAGCACAUCGUUUAAGUACGAUCCAGACUAGCGACAAAAUUGUCGUUGUUCAUCGUGGGAAAGUGACAGAAGAGUCUGAAAUGUCAGCGACAAAAUUGGAUCCAAACGACAUCUUUGAAAUCCAUGGUUCGAUACCUAUGGCCGUUUUUCCUGAAGCCUAG
Messenger RNA from Didymodactylos carnosus, 870 nucleotides. NCBI's taxonomy places the organism in Eukaryota, Metazoa, Rotifera, Eurotatoria, Philodinida, Philodinidae. The record is from the annotation of a GenBank genome assembly.